Molecule: messenger RNA, 2670 nt
Organism: Anopheles maculipalpis
Lineage: Eukaryota; Metazoa; Arthropoda; Insecta; Diptera; Culicidae
Exons: 11
Coding region: 1-2670 (889 amino acids)
Biological process (GO): proteolysis
Molecular function (GO): serine-type endopeptidase activity
Source: RefSeq, a predicted model, not a curated record
AUGUCUAGUGAGUUGAUCGUUUACGUUGUGUUGCUUUUAUCACCGUUCAUAAGUGGUGACGAAAUGAUCCCAUACGAAAGGUCCUCUAUAGAAGAUUGUGCAACACGGUUUUAUAGGUCUUACACUGUCAGUGCAGUAGCUCCUUCCGCCGGAUGGCCUGUGCGCUUGCGCGAGUUUGCCCAUAUUGCGGCGAUUGGAUGGACCAAUGAUGGUAGCAAACGUUGGCUCUGUGCUGGAUCAUUAAUCUGGGAAAACUUCAUCCUUACUGCGGCGCAUUGUGCAGCCGACGAGAGCCGUACUCCCCCAGAUAUUGCUAGGUUUGGAGAUAUCAAUAUCAACAGCGACGAUGAUGACGAAUUUGCCCAAGAAUUGAGGAUCACCGAGAUCAUUCGUCAUCCUAAACAUCGGUUUAGUUCGACCUAUUACGAUAUUGCGCUGAUGAAGUUGGAGAGAAAUGUUGUAGUUACGACCACUGUUGCACCGACCUGUCUGUGGUUGGAUGAUGAGAUACGCUUCCCGAAACUGUUAGCAGCCGGAUGGGGUAGAACCGGAUUUGGUGAGGAACAAACAGACAUCCUGCUGAAGGUGGAACUAGCCCUAGUAAAUAACGAGAAUUGCUCCAAUUAUUAUGCUGGAGGCGAUCGCUCUUUACGGGACGGACUUAUGGAUCACCAACUUUGUGCAGGUGAUGAAAAGAUGGAUACAUGUCCGGGAGACUCCGGUGGGCCACUUCACGUGAAGCUUUUUGAUGGCUGGAAACUGAUCCCGUUUCUAGUUGGAGUGACAUCCUUUGGAAAGGCUUGUGGCUUAUCUGUGCCAGGUGUAUAUGUAAAGGUGUCCUCGUUCGGGGAUUGGAUAAUUGAAACUCUUCAGCAGCAUGGAGAACACGCUACUCGCUUAGAAUUUGAGCCAAUGGUUUGUACUAAUCGCUAUCUCAAGUUUCGAGAUUACAAACCAGAUGUUGUGGUUGUUUAUAAUGGGAAAGAACACAUUAAUUGGGAAAAAAUAUACGUAACCGACGAAAGUAGCGAUUACAUUGUAAGCUUCGGAUGGCCAAAUUCGACUGGCCCAGUGGAUAGCGAUUGCUUUGGAACGCUGGUUGAACCUAACGUUGUGGUGACGUUGGCGGAAUGCAUACUAAGUACUGAGUCAUUGCCAACGCAAAUUAUUCUGACAGAUGCGAACAUAUUAGACAUCGCCGAAAUCGUCGUGCACCCCUUGUACAAUCCGUCCUCCAAUCCGUACUACAACAACAUCGCUGUGGUGAAGCUGAAAACCUUCGCAUGGAUUGAACCGUUCUGUGUGUGGUAUGGUGAAUCCAUACCAGAUGAACAGCUCUUGAUUACAGGAGAAAAAAUUAUACCGACUGAGAACUCCGAAGAACCUGAUAUCAGCAAGUUAAUUACUCGUGUCUGGAAGCAGUCGCAGGACCAGUGUAACCUGCCUCGACAAUAUUCUGAGCGUCUUCCACAGGGUUUGCUGAGCGAGCAUAUAUGUUACGAGAAUCAGCCAUUCUUUGUCCCUGGGGGGUGCGUUUCAUUACCAGGGAGUCCAAUCGAAAGGAAUGGUGGUAAAUAUAUUUACAUCGAUGGGAUUCAUUUGUUUGGACGCGACUGUGGAUACGGAGAACCGGCAGUUGGUGUGCGAUUGAGUGCACAUAAGGCGUGGCUGGAAUCGGUGUUGCUUCCCCAACCGCAGAGAAGCGAAGCGUUGGUGCACGUUGAUCCAGAUUUAGAUGUGUCAGACACAUGCAGGUAUGCUGAUCGCAUUACUGGAACUUGCACUCCUCAGCAAAAUUGUCCAGUUAUUCAUACACGUGUGCAGAACAAGCAACAGCUAUUGUUCUGUAAACGUACAUCUGUUGUAUGUUGUCCCGAGAAAGCUACCAACCUGGAGACUACGGCUAUAGAAAGGGAAUUCAAUGAAUGUGAAGAGCGAUAUAGACACCUCAGGACAAGCCGACAGGAAACUACAACACAUAUCGUGGAGAUAGGAUGGCAAGAGGCAGACAAAGUAAAGUACGACUGUUACGGAUACCUGAUCAGCGCUCGGGGUGUUGUUACUUCUGCAUCUUGUCUACUAGAAAAGACCAAACUGCCAAAUCUAGUACGAUUGGGAGGCCUGGGAAUCUCCGGCGGUUCUCAAACAAUUCGAAUCGAGAAAGUAGAAUUAUACCCAAAGUAUAGUAGAGUCAAUCGACAGAAUAACGUCGCUAUAGUGAAGCUGGAAUCACCCGUUGAACCAUCGGCAGAUGUGUACCCUGGGUGCCUGUGGCAGAAUGUCAGCCACUCGCCAUUGCAACAACAAGUGUUGGAUUUCGCUAAAGGACGUUUUGAUCCUAUUUAUCCGAUCUAUAAGAGUGAUUGCGCAAUAUUCUUGAAACGGUCGUUCGACGAACCGGAAACGAUUUGUAUGAACCCAGGAUUGGAGAAGUAUAAUAUCGAACGAUAUCACUUCCAGUUGCAAUUUCGCUUUAAAAAAGUCACUCUAAUCCCCGAUCACUGUUACAACGCCGGAAGUCCGAUCGUAUGGAAGCAAUUUAUUGAUGCAGAUGUUUACGUUGAAUAUCUGGUGAAUGUUUAUAGCCACGGAAGCUGCAAUUCCCUUACCCCGCGUAUAGUCAACCGAAUGGCAGCAUACAUUGAUUGGUUCAAGAAAGUGUUGCAAUAG